AUGCCACCUUCUUCCAAAGGAAAAAGAAAAGCCAGAAAUCAGAAUAGAAAUAGUGAAGGUCGAUAUUGUAAUCCCAAAAAAGUUCUUCACAUCUUAGUAAUUUUAACUGAUCAAGAAAAUCUGGAAGAUGAAUUUGGUGAACUAUAUAAUAGUGACAGAGAAGGUGAGUUAAAUGUUAGCGAUAGAAAAGAAAGUAAAGAUGAUAGUUGGAAUAAAUAUGAUGAAUUAAAUGUUAGUGAUUUAGAGACACCGAAGUUAACUUAUUAUGAUAAGUAUGGGCCAAAUGGUAUCUUUACUAAAGCGGCAGUUGGUACCAAAAAAAUUACCAGUUUUUUUAAUAACAUUGAGACACAAGUUAUAAAUCUACAGCCUAACGAGUUAGAUAAGGCCUCAAGCGAUUUAGAAAGUGAAACUAACUUAUAUGUCUAUAAAAUAAAUAAAAGAACAAAAGAUUUAAAAAAACAAUUAGAACAAAAUCAUGGUACAUUAACAGUUAAAGAGUAUAAUUAUAAAAGAGCUAUUUUUGAAUAUUUUAGUUUGUUGAGUAAUAAUAAUAGUCGUGGCAAAAUUAAAGCUAGUUUGGAGGUUGCGCGGAAGGUCUUUAUUGAUGGUGGUGUGUGA
Molecule: messenger RNA, 621 nt
Organism: Dentiscutata heterogama
Lineage: Eukaryota; Fungi; Glomeromycota; Glomeromycetes; Diversisporales; Gigasporaceae
Source: the annotation of a GenBank genome assembly